Suillus subalutaceus is the source of this 862-nucleotide messenger RNA. RefSeq lists its product as uncharacterized. Lineage: Eukaryota; Fungi; Basidiomycota; Agaricomycetes; Boletales; Suillaceae. The coding region runs from base 41 to 742 and encodes 233 amino acids. The transcript is spliced from 4 exons. The record is from RefSeq and is a predicted model, not a curated record.
CUCACAGCUUUCUCGCACACGAGCUUCACAGUGGCCAAAUAUGGUCCAAACUCUUCAUUCAUCCUUACUGCUGGGUGUCCGUCCCAUUCAGGUCACCGACUCUGUAAUUCAUGCUGCAUUUCAUGACGGUCUUGACCAAUCCUUAUCCCUAAGUCAUUUUUCUUUCAUUGCAGUUAUCUCCGGUUCAUCCAAGUACAUUUUGCACCAAGCAUAUGCAUGUCGUCAGCUCUCAUCUCCUGUCCAACUUUUUCCUUUUCUGUCAUUCGAAACGUCUGGUGACACCAACUUCAAGUCCGAUAUGGACAUCCUGCUCCCCAGCCUCCAGGAGCAUCUCAAACGCUACUUUAGAGGCAUUGGCCACCCAUUGCAUCCUUUGUUUGCAGGUGUUAUUGAGCCUGCCCAGCGUGCCAUUGACAAUCAAGACCUAUGCUAUCGUGCACGCCGCUUCAUCAAAUUGAUGAGUGGUAUUAGCCUUCUCCCUUCUGACGACAAAUCAUUCACUAUCAUUCUGAAUCAAAACAUCCCUGACAUGGCGACCUUUAAUAAGCAGUAUGAUGUUCAGAGUGAUCUUUUACCGCCUGUGUUUCAUGCUUGCACCUAUACAAUGGACUUGUUCGCUAACCCAGUACUUCGUACAUUUUUACAACACCCCCUUCCAGGUGAUGACUUGACAGUAACUCCAUUUGACAUCUGUCUACAUGCAGCUCUGUUUGAUGCUGGUCAUGAUGUUUUCAAUGCAUGAAUCUGCACUUCGUAAUUCACAUUCCUUUGUAACUUGCACUCACACAUACUUUUCUCUUACUAGACUGAUACCAAUAGCAUCGACUCGUACUCCCAUCAUUAAAAUACAGCAGAGAAUGAU